Molecule: messenger RNA, 1860 nt
Organism: Colletotrichum karsti
Lineage: Eukaryota; Fungi; Ascomycota; Sordariomycetes; Glomerellales; Glomerellaceae
Product: protein kinase domain-containing protein
Exons: 1
Coding region: 1-1860 (619 amino acids)
Biological process (GO): protein phosphorylation; chromosome segregation
Cellular component (GO): cytoplasm; centrosome; nucleus
Molecular function (GO): ATP binding; protein kinase activity
Source: RefSeq, a predicted model, not a curated record
AUGGGUCAAUGGUGGGAUACCGCGAGAAUCGACGCUACUGUCACCCGACAGUUCGUCUGCCAGCAUCUCAUUCGCGAGGAAAUCGAGCGUCUGGACCGCCCACUGGCCUUUGGUGGUGGGUUGACUGACGGCACCUACUGGGACUGGAUCAACACCAAAGCCAAGCGCGUCUUCCUAAUUCUUGUCGACCUCAAGAUUCCGGACCAAAUCUUCGGCAUCAUCGACGACUCGUGGGAUGAUCGCGACCUGCCCGUCUCCCCCGAACAUAUCGGCCGCCUUAAAUUGACCGCCACCAGGGACGACAAAGUAGAGCGCAAGUUCUUCGUCCGCCAGUUCAACUACCUGCUGAAGCCUUUUCAACGCGGAGAUCACACCGUGUUUAAUGAGUACGAGAUCGUGCCCCUGGAGGUCAUCGAGCGUCGUACGGCAGGCAACAAUGCCGUCGAUAAAGUCGUCUUGCCAAACUGCCCCGGCUUGAUCUUCUACCGCCGGCGCAUUCCCAUCGGCAAUGGGCCAAGUCAGCUCUCCAAGAACGAAUUCGCCGAGAUAAUUAGCAACAUCAGAGGGGUUCAAAAUGACCACUUGGUCUCCUACUACGCAUCCUACACUCAGCUCGGAGCAGCAUAUGCUCUUUUCACACCCGCUACCGACUCCAACUUGAAGUCUUUUCUCGCCAACACCCCAUCAGCCUUCAAGAAUCUCCCCAAGAGAGAUCGCAGGCGAAUGGUCAUGAACUGGAUCCUUUGCCUCGCGGACACGAUUGCUUACCUGCACAGUCGAAGGCUUUCCCAUGGAAAUAUCAAGCCUUCAACGAUUCUCUUCACCAGCCAACUCCACAUCUUCUACUCUGAUUUUACUAGGCUAAACCCCGAGGUCUUAGCCGGGUACUCGGACAAGAACUCCUUCGAUCGGGAGUCGUAUGACUAUGCGGCGCCAGAGCAGUGGUUUCGUCCAACAGGCGGUCCGACCAGUCCCAUGGGGCGCAUGGCAACAUUGGCCAUGUCGACGUCUCCAGAGACGCAUACCAAUUUCUCGAUUCCCAGAAGCGAUAACCCAAGCAGCCCAAACGCGAUGUUGAGUACACCAAACCCUCAGCUAAGCCCGCAGGCUGCCGAUAUUUUCUCGCUCGGUUGCGUUAUACUGGAUUUGAUGAGCUUCCUCGUGAAGAAGACGACAAAGAGCUUCGCAGCUCACCGCGCGGCAAAGCACAAGACUCCAGGUCGCGGAGGCGCGGUACUGGACUCCUCAUUCCACAAAAACCUCGGCCAAGUUGAAUCUUGGAUGUCUACUUUGGCCAAGGAGGCAACGAAGAAGACGUCCGAGUCCGAUGGUGGGGCCGUAUUCAAAGGCAUCGUGCCAUUGAUGCAUGUCGUAGCUCGCAUGUUGUCCGCAAACCCGAACGACCGUCCUCCCGCCUUCGAGGUUCAGACGCAGAUUUACCAAACCCUCACGAAAUACUGCGGCAUCACCGAGCCGCACUGCGUACACCAGUAUGGCGGCUGGGAUUUUGGCAUGUCGCACUUGCGAAUCCAGGCCGUCAGCCCUAACGCCGAACUGAUGCCGCAACCGAUCCGACAAAACUCGAUGUCGCAGACCACCCGGCGGGACAGUGGAAGCUUCAGCGGAAGUGUGAGCCCGAGAGUUCUUGCUCAUUCGAGAACAAACAGUAGCGGUGCGAUGUCGAACAACAGCGGGGCCAGUAGUAUGGCCAGCAGCGACCAGGACCGGGAGGACCGGGAACUCGGGGCUGGAUUCACGGCUCUUCGCAACAUUCGGGUGGCCCCGGUCAGGUCUCCAGGGCCGUGGGACUCCGGCCCCGCUGUUCAGGGAGGACGCGGCGAUCAAGCUCCGGUGUACUGA